UUUCUCAAUCAAACGCAAAAAGCAUUCCACUUUUCCAUCGCCAAAGAACCCUUGGGCAGGUCUAUCCUGUUAACCGUGUUUAUUCUAGAAGAAACUAUCGGCAACGCUCUUCUAUUAGGGCUCCUUUGGUACCAACGUCAUGGCCAAGAUCUCAAACGAACUUUGUAUAACCAAGUGUUCCACAUGACCUUCAGUUGUGUGCUCCUCACCAAUGUGACUACCCAAGUCGUGGGUUUCAUCGUCAUCUUUUACAACCCUGGAUUUCCAGAAUGGUUCUGUUGGACCAGAGAUCUCGCCGUCAAGUUCACGCUAAUCUAUGGGUCUCUCUUUGCGGUCCAACUCUCUAUAUUGAAGUAUUGUUACGUUGUCUUGUGGAAACGAGUGAUAUGCAUGGACGAUGACUUUUUGGCUACGUACUUGCUGGUCCUGAAUGCGUUCUUUAGCCUUUUGGGCGCCUUAUUAGACCACUAUUGGAACGGCCCACACCUGGCUGAUAUGUGCCUUUGUAUGGAUGUGGAUUGGUCCAAUCACUACCAAUAUCGAUUCGCGGAUCACACCUCAGGAGAUAUUUUCUUUGUGGGCCUUUGUUUGUUGGUGGAUAUGGGAAUUUUUAUACGAAUCAACAUCGAUAACUGCGUAUCCCAUUCAAAGAGGAACACCGUGGUUCCAUUUGAAAGUGAUGUGACUUCACCUACCGAAAGUUGCUUUGACAAAUUGCGAGGUGUGUAUGGGUGGCGUUACAAAGGACCUCACGUUUCCUUGGGGAUGACUUCUCUAACGCAUUGGUUGUUUUCGUUCUCCGUGGUGCCCCUUGGGCUUAUGCCUCUUCUCUAUGAGGAAGAUCCUGGAGCCUUGAACAAGUUCCCGGUGAGCUUGUAUUACAUCUUGGCUUACGAUGGACCAAUAUUGCUCUUAUACAUCCUGAUUCCUUUGGCUUAUUAUUGGAAGCACCCAAUGAUACUCAAGACCAUUCUACACGGCCUAAAGGAUGACGUGAAAGAAUUGCGUUGCUCGUUCUAGACCACAAGCACAAAGUAUUGAUGUGUUGUUUUUCAGCCCUUGUUAGGGCGGCUUUCUACUAGGAUGGAAAACUGAGAUUGAAUCCGGUUUGAGGAUUCAAGUUGGAGUAGCGCUGGGGCGAGUUCGGCAAAAGACUUGAGUUCAGCCACGGACUUCUAGAAAUAUGGACUCCGAACGAGCUUCCCGGCAAAUCGGCCUGCUCUUGGUCAUAGCCACUCUGAGCCACUUUUCGAAUUACAGUAAUAAAAUAAGAAACGUAGAUCUCUUCAAUUAACGGAAAGUCAAUUUUAUAUCAUUUUCAUGCAAAGUCGAUCGUUUCAAAGUUAUGUUGUCAAAAGCUUAUGUAGCUGACCAAGAGCAGGCCGAAAAUUCAAAUUUUAUGUAGUGUUUACUGCAUAAUUUUGACAAAGUCUCCUGAGUUCCCUAAGCAUAGGUUUAGGCUCAAACUUGGCUGAGUUCAUCUAUUCAACAAGACCUUGGGGUCGUAUGAAGUGUUUAUUUGGAAUAAGAUGAGCGGUUUAGGAGAUAGGAUAUUUUUGCUUCCGUUUGCAGUCCAUAUCUCUAGAAGUCCGUGGUCCAGCAAAGGAUCCCAGUCUUUCACUGUACUCUAGACUUAGGGGGGCUUUACACUACGAUGGAAAAUCAGGAUUGAACCCGUUUGAGGAUGGAAGUAGGACUAGUG
This is a messenger RNA of Tigriopus californicus, 1702 nucleotides long. RefSeq lists its product as uncharacterized. The coding region runs from base 184 to 1020 and encodes 278 amino acids. The transcript is spliced from 2 exons. The record is from RefSeq and is a predicted model, not a curated record. NCBI's taxonomy places the organism in Eukaryota, Metazoa, Arthropoda, Copepoda, Harpacticoida, Harpacticidae.